CGCAGUUUACGGGGCGCAAUGAGAUGCUAUGGCGUACCAGGAAGGAGAGUCGCUGGAAUCCUGGCUCAACAAAGCCACACACCCAACUAAUAGGCAGGAGGACUGGGAAUACAUCAUUGGCUUCUGCGACCAAAUCAAUAAGGAAUUAGAAGGGCCACAAAUAGCAGUGCAGCUACUCACUCAUAAAAUCCACUCACCUCAGGAAUGGGAGGCACUUCAAGCUUUAACAGUACUGGAGGCAUGCAUGAAGAACUGUGGCAAGAGGUUUCAUAAUGAGAUUGCCAAAUAUAGAUUUUUAAACGAACUCAUCAAAGCUGUAUCGCCCAAGUAUCUGGGAGACUCCGUGCCAGAGAAGGUAAAGACAAAAAUCAUCGAGAUCCUAUACAGUUGGACGGUGGCAUUUCCCAGUGAAACCAAGAUUGGGGAUGCCUAUCAGACGCUGAGAAGACAAGGACUCAUCAGCUCAGACCCGGAACUCCCUGCUGACCGGAUGUUGCUGCCCUCUCCUCCCACAAGCACCAAAAAAACAGUUUUCGACAAUGAAGACAUGGGAAAGCUGUUGGCAGAGCUGCUGAAGAGUAAGAACCCAGAAGACCUGCAGGAGGCCAACAGGCUCAUCAAGAGCAUGGUGAAGGAGGAUGAGGUCAGAGUGCACAAGAUGAGCAAGCGCAUCAAGACCCUGGAGGAGGUGGACAACAACGUCAAGCUGCUGGGGGAGAUGCUGAGCCAGUACAACAGGGAGCGCUCCUCUGAGGCCGACCGGGAACUCAUCAGGGAGCUGUAUGAUCGCUGUGACAAGUUGAGGCGCACCGCUUUCAAGCUGGCCACAGAGAGCGAGGACAACGACACCAAUCUGGGUGACAUUUUGCAGGCUAGUGACGACCUGUCUAAGGUCAUUAAUCUGUACAGGCGCGUGGUGUUGGGCCACGCGGACAACGGGGACGCCGAGGAGCAGAGAACAGCGGCAGGACCUGAGAGUAAUGCCGGGACCGAAGUCACAGACACACUGAUUGACCUGGCAGGCACAGACACUCCUCCCUUAAACCUCCCGCCAUCGCCACCGCCGUCUGUCCCGCCCCCGGCCCCAGUCCCUGUCCUGACCCCGCCCCUGGCCGUCUCUACUUCCUCCCCAGCCAAACAGAUGGCCUCCUCCAUCCCAGUCCUCCCGCCUCCUCCUCGCCGAUUGGCUGGGCCCUCGGGCGGCACCGCCAGUCAGACGUCGAGCCCCAGUCGCCAGAUCACCAAGCAGCAGUCGGCCUCCAUCUCCCUGCUGGAUGAGGAGCUGCUAUCUUUAGGUCUGAAUGACCCAGCUCCAGCUCCAGCUCCUACUCAGGCUCAGAGAGCGGAGGACUUUGCCAAGCAUCAGUGGACAUCCUUACCGGUCACUGAUAGUGGUCUGGAUCCAUUUGGCCUCCAGGCCUCAGGCCCCGUCUUCUCCACGGCUCAGAGUUCAGCGUCUGCAUCUGUGUUCCCCUCCACCACAAACUCCUCAUCCUCUGGCCACAGCCUCCCUCCUGAACUCUCCAUAUUCAAUCUGGGGGAGCCAAAGAGCAUGCCAAUUCUGGCCAACGCUGGCAACCCCUUUGUGACACCAUCGCCUGCUGUUGCUGUUGGCCCCGCCUCCUUGGGCCACACUCCCGCCCCUGCUCCCGUUCCAGUUCCAGCUCCUGCACCUCACCCUCUCAUCCAGAUGGGGGCGCUGCAGGCUCCAGGCUCUCCAGCCCUGAGUCACCCCCAGCACCACCACCACACCUUCGCCCAGGCGGUCAGCUCUGCUCCAGGAAGCCCCCUCUUCCGCUCACUGUCGCCCGGCCCUUCCUCCCUGCAGGGCAGCCCUGCCAAAGGCCCAGAGAUCUCCAUGACCAACCUCCACGUCCCGCUAGAUGCCAUCAAGCCCAGUAAGGUCCUGCCUGUCACAGCGUAUGAUAAAGACGGGGUGCGUGUCCUUCUGCACUUUGCCUCCGAGUGUCCGGCGGGCAGGACGGACGUGCUGGUGGUGGUGCUGUCCAUGCUCAACACAGCCCCCCUACCCAUCCGCAACGUCACCCUGCAGGCCGCUGUCCCCAAGUCUAUGCGGGUGAAGCUGCAGCCCCCCACAGGAACAGACCUGGCCCCGUUUAACCCCAUCCUGCCCCCGCCCUCCAUCACCCAGAUCAUGCUGCUGGCCAAUCCCCAGAGGGAGAAGGUGCGGCUGCGCUUCAAGCUGAUGUUCAUGCUGGGCGACAGACAAUACGCUGAGGUGGGGGAGGUGGACCAGUUCCCCCCGCCAAGCCAGUGGGACAAACUAUGACCCCCCCUCUGGUGACCUCUGAACCCUGACUAUGUAUUCCAGUAUCGGAGACUCUCUGUGUCCAGUGACGACCUCUCUAUGGGGAACCCUGGUAGGUGUGGAGAGGGAAUGGGGUGGAAGAGAAGAAAAGAGAAGAGAGGAGAUUUUUUUGUUCAGGUGUCGAGCAGCUUGUACUGACAAUAUCCUCAUCAUUCCAGUACAUAGUCGUGAGUAUGUGCAAAAGAGAUGGGAAACAAAACAAGUCAACAAAGCUUUUGUAUGAUAUAUUGCAGUAUCGGCGAGCAGAACAACACUACCAUAUGUUGAAGGCUAAUCAGCUACUGGUAACAUGGACUGCCAUGGAUAACAUGAUAUCAACCACGCUACUACAAUGCCCUGCGUCCAAAUAAGCACACCAAUGGGCUUAUAACAACCAUCUGUAAAACUCCAUGGAAGUGAGAGGACAUAGGACAAACCCAUCCAGCAACUCUUACGUCCAUUUUUUUCAACCUUACAGUUAUGUGUACUCUAUAUCUAUAACCCUCAGUAUAUACUUUACGUUUGCUGAAGCAGAAUGAUCAGGUCAGUAGUUCGAUUGAAGUAUAAGAAAGACAAUUAUGCUUAAAACCAGUAGGGUGACCAAAAAUGAAAAGUGGUUUAGUGUUGUUUUAAAGCUGAUUUUCUUUCUUUGUUUAUUGCUUUUUGGGUUGUACGUGGCUCAGGUUAAGACAAGCUAUCCAUCAACAGAAACUCAGCAGUCCAAACGUCCGACCUGAUAACAGAAUUUGUCCCCCUAUACUCUUCUAAGGUAUGUCAGGUCGAGUGUACAGAUUGCAGACUGGAACAAAACAAAACAAAAAAACGGGACACUUCAAACAUUGUAUUACAAGCAGAGUACGUUGAAAAAGGGAUCUAUCUCUUGAAAAGGUUAUCUUUUGUGUCAUCUGACAUCCAAAGAAUUGGUACAGCUGUGAUGUCAAGAGGUUUGGACUCCUCAUACAUAGUAUAAUACGGCAUUUAGCUUUUCAGCAUAUCACAAUAAGACAUUUAAUGACGUUUAUUUAUUACCCCUGUCAAUGUCGCCUUAUCUCAAUUUUAUCAUACCAAAGACGUAAGGCCUGCAAAGGCUGUACAUUGUACAGCAACAGAUACAGUAUUACUAGGGCUCCACAACAUUGUGUUUUACUAACAAUAUAGUAUAAUACAGGCUGAAUCAAGUUAUCUUUAAAAUGUCAACCUUGAGUUCAGUACUGAAAGUUAGCCAAUGGCACAGAGUCGUCAUGCUAUGAAUUGCCGCCUUUGUGCAUUACAUUUCAGGUCUCAUGAAAACAUUGAUAAAUUGUGCAGCCCUAAGUUUGCAGUGUUCAUAAAUGCUUUUGAGGUGACUGUGUUUAUUGAUGUGAAAAUGGUAAGGGUUUUGAGAAUCUCCAUUUUGGCAUCUCCAGUGUUUGUUUACAUUUCAGUUGAAGGAAAGAUUUAUUGUAUAUUAUAUUAUGAUGUGCAUUAUCUCUGGUGGUAAGAUGAUAUGUAAUGAGUUCCAGAGGUGAGUUUGAGAGAUGAAGAGCUGAAUGAUGACUAUCUUUCCAAUACUAUUGGUAUUAUUGGGGAAAUGCUGCAUUGUCUUGCUGUUGAAUCUGGACAGAGAAUUGGCAAAGAUCUUAAAACCCAUCUGGAUGUCAGAUGCGGUAAUGGCCUCCAGAUAUGGCAACUGAUGUAACUGAGCCCCAUGCAAAAUCUGCCUUUGGCUCUUGAGGAGACUAAAGCUUUUAUUUAUUUAUUUCUGUUUAGCUAUUAAUUUAUUUAUUUAUGUUUAAGGAUAAACCACUACAACCACACAAAGUUUGUAUGCAGAUACCCUUCUCAUGUCUUUGGAGACAUACAUUGUUUUGAAGUGACUUUGGACAACGGUGUGAGAACCAGAAUGAGAUUGACUUGACAGAGGACACAAGCAUACGGCACUCAGCUUCUGUCUCUGACUCGUGUCUUGACUUCAGUAUUCUAGAACAGAGGUGGGAACAAGGGAGGUCUGUGGUGAGGCAAGCAGCACGCCAACAACACAGGCCACAGGAUAGUACUUUCCUUUUCAAUUUCAACUAAAGUAUUAACUCAUCCACGGCUUAGAUACGACACCGUUUUAGGUACUGGCUAUACUUUAUUUAUUGGAAGAG
Engraulis encrasicolus (European anchovy) is the source of this 4437-nucleotide messenger RNA. It is a transcript of the gene gga3b, whose product is annotated as golgi associated, gamma adaptin ear containing, ARF binding protein 3b. The record is from RefSeq and is a predicted model, not a curated record. Gene Ontology annotation, molecular function: ubiquitin binding; small GTPase binding; phosphatidylinositol binding. The transcript has 17 exons. Gene Ontology annotation, cellular component: trans-Golgi network. The coding region runs from base 29 to 2290 and encodes 753 amino acids. Gene Ontology annotation, biological process: Golgi to plasma membrane transport; protein localization to cell surface; intracellular protein transport. NCBI's taxonomy places the organism in Eukaryota, Metazoa, Chordata, Actinopteri, Clupeiformes, Engraulidae.